AAUAAUCACUUUUGUGGUCGCCAUUUCCUAUAUUAUUUUAGGGAGCGAGGCUUAAAAUUCUCGUCCACAACGUCUGCGACGUCUACAUCUCAUUGCCACGCCUUGUUGCCAGUUGCCAAUUUAUAUCCGCACCUUACACCUUCCUCAACACAAAUAUCUAUCUAAUCUUAUCGUCUUGGGAAUAAGAUUCACGAUAUUUAUUUCGUUUGAUAAAAAUCCCAAACCCCACUCUCAAUUCCUACAACGCAUUCUUUGACAACUCAAUCUUCUCCUUAUACCAUCACUAACCGCAACGCAGCGAAGCGCAGUGCCAUCUACCAUCUUCCCUCUUACGCCACAUAAUACCAUUUCAUACAAAGAAAUCUCAGGUUUGACCACUUCACCGUAUUUAUGGCGGAACCUGAGCAGGUCGGGACACCUCCUGUGUCUCCAGACACCGCACAUAGCAAUGGGGCGCAGAAUACCGGCGCACUUAGUAACGGCACGCGUCGCUCGGGCAGAGCAACAAAGGCACCUACCAAGUACGAUGAGGAGUAUGUCAUCCCUGCUUAUAAAGCACAUGUCCAGCCUGCCAUUCCGUCAACCCGCCCAAAGCGUAAAGCAGCUCGCAUCGCACAGGAGAAUAUCAUCCCCGAAGAUCCUGGUCCACUCCUAGAAGCUGCCUUAAGUCGAAUGUCCCAGGAUGAGCGUAAAGAAUAUGGUGGUUGGGUAGAACUUGAAUCCGAGCCUGGAUUCUUCAAUGCCAUUCUGCAAGAGCUUGGAGCUAAGGACUUCAAGGUUCAAGAAGUGUACAGCCUGGAUCCAGACAUCCUAGAGUUCCUACCCAAACCCGUUCAUGGUCUCAUUUUCUUAUUCCAAUAUGAUGGAUCUGAUGAGCCAAGCAACGAGGUGAACCGUCAGGAGUGCCCUGACUAUCUCUGGUUUACCAAUCAGACGACAGCCAAUGCUUGCGCUACCGUGGCGCUCAUGAACAUCAUAAUGAAUGCCCAAGACGUCACUCUUGGUACGGAACUCCAGAAGUUCAGAGAGUCUACAAAAGAGCAGCUACCUCCCCAUCGGGGCAUUUCCCUUGACAAGAAUGACUUCAUCCGAAGCGUACAUAAUUCCGUUGCAAGACGGAUCGAUCUCCUCUCUGAGGAUCUAUGUCUUGACAACAAGUAUGAGGAGUCUGUAAUGGUGAAAAAGAGAAGGACACAAAAGAAGUCCACCCGUACCUCACGUAAAGGGCGGGUUGAGACGAAUUAUCAUUACAUCGCUUACGUGCCUGUGAACGGCCAGGUUUGGGAAUUGGACGGCUUUGAGAAGAUGCCGUUAUGUCUUGGCCCCAUAUCGGAUUCGUGGAUCGAUACGGCAAGUACAGCAAUUCAGGAACGCAUGAUGCGUAAUUCAGAGAUGCCCGAGUUCAGUCUUCUAGCCAUCUGCCAGUCUCCUCUCCAGACUCUAGCUAAGGAACUUGCAAUUAGCCUAGCCUGCUCCCAUGCCCUCCACGAGCUCUAUAGCGGGAAUACCAACUGGACCGUCCCGGACCCCUUCAAAGCUUUCCCCGCCCCUCAUCUCGCCCAGCGAAACCUAACCCGCGAAGAUAUCGUGUCUCAAGAGCUCCCAGAUUUGUAUAAGAUCAGGACGAGCCACCCGGAUUUCAAUGCCGAUGAAGCGCUGAAGCUAGCGAAAGAACUAAGAACGGAACAGGACUCCCUCGACGCGCAAUACGUUGCAGAGCUGGCGACGGUAGAUGAAGCGGUGGAUAUAAUCCGUGGUCGGCAGCGUGAUUACACGCCUGCGAUACACCAUUGGGUGCGGGCGCUUGCCGAGAAGGGUGUGCUAAGGGGGCUGAUCCAGGAUAUUGGGUCGUAAUGGCUGGAUAAGAUCUAGUACGCAACGGAUUGUUGCUAAUAUGAAGAAAGUGGAGGUAUA
Molecule: messenger RNA, 1914 nt
Organism: Daldinia vernicosa
Lineage: Eukaryota; Fungi; Ascomycota; Sordariomycetes; Xylariales; Hypoxylaceae
Product: cysteine proteinase
Exons: 6
Coding region: 391-1854 (487 amino acids)
Biological process (GO): ubiquitin-dependent protein catabolic process; protein deubiquitination
Cellular component (GO): cytoplasm
Molecular function (GO): cysteine-type deubiquitinase activity
Source: RefSeq, a predicted model, not a curated record